Molecule: messenger RNA, 1225 nt
Organism: Branchiostoma floridae (Florida lancelet)
Lineage: Eukaryota; Metazoa; Chordata; Leptocardii; Amphioxiformes; Branchiostomatidae
Product: low-density lipoprotein receptor-related protein 4-like
Exons: 7
Coding region: 174-1193 (339 amino acids)
Source: RefSeq, a predicted model, not a curated record
UUAGGACGACACAUCAUAGGGACUUUACGCCAGUUAAGAGCCUGCUCAGCACACACCAUCUGCAGGCAGCAGUUCCUCUUUCAUUGUCGCGCACGCUGAGAUGAAGUACAGUAGAAGCAAGACUCCUAGCUAGCGAAAGUUACCAGGAUUUAACUGACCAAGCUUCGAGCAAAAUGCGUCGUGGAGGCGUCACACGCAGUCCGCUUGGGUUGCCCAUGACAUGCGUCGUUGUUUUCUUACUCUUUGCGGUUGAGAAACUUGAUGCAAGUCUGUUGGUGACCAACGGAACCAAUAUCAUCAGCUAUGACAUCUCGACAAGCCAGGAGACAGUAUUACCUGUGUCGGAAACUGGGGGCAUCGUUGCCCUUGCCGUUGACGUUGAUCGGCAACUUCUGUACUAUACAAACGCCGAAACAGGUGCGAUAGUUCGGUGUGGAGUCGACGGUUCUGACCAGCAAACCAUCGCCAGCACAGACGUGACCCAGCCCACCGGUAUCGCCUAUGACUGGGUGUCCGGGCUGGUGUACUGGACAGAUGAGGGGCGGGGCACGGUGGAGGUUGCCCAGGGAGACGGCGCCAAUAGGAAGACCCUCAUCUCGGGACAAAUGUUCCCCAGAGGGAUCGCCGUGGACCCUAUCUCAGGAUAUCUGUUCUGGGGGAACCAAGGGGACUUCACUAUCCGGCGCGCACGGCUGGACGGUUCUGAUGUGGAGGUCCUACACCACACAGGGCUCUUCUGGCCGAACGAACUGGUUGUGGACGUUCAGCAAAGUCGCCUGUUCUGGGUUGAAGGCUACUACGGAUACAUUGGGUCCAGCAACUUGGACGGGACAAAUCGGACUGUCGUCGCUAAUGUCUCCUCUGGCCAUGUGCUGUUUGGACUUGCCCUGCGUGAGGACAUACUGUACUACACCUCCUGGGACGGCAAGGUGUUCUCUGUGGACCAGAACUCUGGAGAACUGAGCGAGGUUGUCAGCGAGGAAGAGUCCGACAGAUUGCUCGGACUUGUGGCUGUACAUCCAGAUAGGCAGCCAACAGGGAGUAAUCAGUGCCAGACUGACAAUGGUGACUGCAGCCAUCUGUGCCUCCCCACUGGACCAGACACCAGGAUCUGUACCUGUCCAGAUGAUGGGGGACUGGCCAUCGGGAUGGACAACAAGACAUGUGCAGGUACACACUAUCAUUCAUGCUGAUUUGUCAUCAUUCGCAACUUUUGUCAUUAUCG